UCUCUUCUAUCCACAUGUGAUUCACGUGUUUACAUGGAGAGUUGUGUUCGGUGCGUUAUAUUGGCAACACUGAAAUAGGCAAACAUUGACUUCGUACUCCUAUAGUUAAAACUAGAGUACAGACAUGUCGGACAGUGAAGAAGAACCUCAUGAACGGACUUCAGGAGAACAGAAAAGAGAUUCAAAGUACCAGUGUCCGGCUGAGUUUACAUCCUUUUUGUAUGACUCCUCUGUAAAUGCAUUAUCGGACGUAGAUAAACAGCAGUUAUGGUUCAUCAAAGCUCCAGCUCGUUUUGAUCCUGAAUGCUUUGAUAAUCUCACACUUCCUUUAUCAGGACUGGAAAUGGUCCAGUCUAAUGGUAACAGCCCUCAGAUCUACAGUGUUGUUAGUGGCGGGACAACGCCAUCAGACCUCCAUCUUCUCAUUUCCAAAGGGGAAAAUCAGAAGCUUUCUCUCUGCUCCUCCGGCUUCAGCGGUGUCCUGAAGAUCUCAGAGAGCUAUGGAAACUGUGGUGAAACUCAGGGCCCGAUCCCUGUACCGGCCGCUCCAGCUCCACGCAUCCCAGAUGGUCUUAAACAGCGUUUCCAUCCUUUCGGUGGUUCAGCUGGAGCUCGCAUACAAAAAGAAGCCACUUUUGCUUCUCCAACUCCACCCCAAAAAACGAGACAGGAUCUGGGUGAUGGAGAGGAGCCAAAAAAGAAGAAGAAAAAGAAAGACAAGAGACAGGAGGAGGGGGACAGUCAAGAUGUUCUUAUCAAGCAAGAAGAAACACAAAUUGAAUGUGAUCAGUUAGAGAUAUCUGAACUUAUGAAGGAAGAGCUGACGGAGGAGAAGAGGAGGAAAAAGAAAAAGGUGAAGAAAGAGAAGGAAAGAGAGAGUCUAGAUAUGGUUGAUGCAAGUUUAUUAUUGAAAACGGAGCAGCUGGAUCCUUCUCAUGAUGACACUGAAGUAACCCCGAAGAAGAAGAAAAAGAAAAGUAGUCGAAAUGAGUAGACUGCUAACAGAACUUAAAAUGUUUUAAUCACUUUUUUUGUCAUGUUUACAAAUAUAAAUGAAUUUACCUGUCAAAAAAACUGCUGAG
This is a messenger RNA of Danio aesculapii, 1082 nucleotides long. It is a transcript of the gene polr1g, whose product is annotated as RNA polymerase I subunit G. The transcript has 3 exons. Gene Ontology annotation, biological process: transcription by RNA polymerase I. Bases 125 to 994 code for a protein of 289 amino acids. Lineage: Eukaryota; Metazoa; Chordata; Actinopteri; Cypriniformes; Danionidae. The record is from RefSeq and is a predicted model, not a curated record.